Molecule: messenger RNA, 2556 nt
Organism: Trichosporon asahii var. asahii CBS 2479
Lineage: Eukaryota; Fungi; Basidiomycota; Tremellomycetes; Trichosporonales; Trichosporonaceae
Exons: 3
Coding region: 1-2556 (851 amino acids)
Biological process (GO): transmembrane transport
Molecular function (GO): oligopeptide transmembrane transporter activity
Source: RefSeq, a predicted model, not a curated record
AUGUCCCAACCACCCAUCCUGGAGAAACAGCCGCCGACAGGCAAGGAGAAGGAUGAGACCUUCGCCAAGGUGACCGCGCCCUAUGAGGACGAGAAGCAUCAUGAGGCGACGGCGCACCUCGCUGCCACGGCGGAUGACAUUGCUGCCGCCGAGGAGAAGCUUAACGAGAUGCCCCUCGACAGGUGUAUGCAGGUUCGCGAGAUGCACCAGUACGACCAGAACUUCUCGGUGGACACGCUUGACCGCAUCAACGAGCUUCUCGACAACCCCGAGGUGCGCGAGCACCCCGAACUGUACCAGGACCUGAUCUACACGAUGAAGCUCGAGGCGCUGCUCGUGGCUGAGAACUCUCCUUAUGCCGAAGUCCGUGCCGUCGUCGACAACUGGGACGAUGUCACGAUGCCUUCGCUCACGUUCCGUGUGUGGACGAUUGGUAUCAUCUUUGCCGGCGCUGGUGCUUUCAUCAACCAGCUCUUCUCCGUGCGCAUGCCCUCGGUCUACGUCACUUCCAACGUCGCCCAGCUGCUCGCGUGGCCCGCUGGCAAGCUGCUCGAGAAGACGCUGCCUUCCGGCAAGCUCAACCCUGGCCCGUUCAACAAGAAGGAGCACAUGCUCAUCACCAUCAUGGCUACCGUCGCGUUCAACACUCCCUACACUGGCUACAUUGUCCUGACCCAGGCUCUGCCCAUGUUCUUCGACCAGGCCUACGCCAAGAACUGGGGCUACCAGAUCUUGAACACGCUCGGUUCUAACUUCGUCGGAUACGGACUCGCCGGUCUCUGCCGCCGCUUCAUCGUCUACCCCUCGUUCUGUGUGUGGCCCUCGUCUCUGACCGCGCUCGCCAUCAACAAGGCGUUCCACUCUGACGACUCGACUGCCGUCCCCGGCCCCUUCCGCAAGAUGUACUCGUGGAGCCGCAUGAAGCUCUUCCUCUUCGCCUUUGUCUCUAUGUUCAUCUACUGGUGGUUCCCGGGCUUCAUCUUCAUGGCGCUCGGCCAGUUCAACUGGCUCUCGUGGAUUGACAAGUCGAACGAGACGCUCAACUCGGUCUCGGGCAUCUACGGUCUCGGUGUUAACCCGAUCAUGACCUUUGACUUCAACACGCUCAUGUUCAACGGCUGGACGCCCCUCGUCAUUCCCUUCUUCUCGGUCUUCAACCAGUUCCUCGGCAUGAUCCUCUUCACGAUCAUGGCUGCCGCGUUCUACUGGACCAACACGCUGCACACUGGCUACCUCCCGAUCAACACGAACAAGGUGCGCGACAACACGGGCAAGAACUUCAACGUCACCCGCAUCCUUGACGACCGCGGUAUCUUCGACUACGACAAGUACCAGCAGUACUCUGAGGCACACCUCAGUGCCGGUUCGCUUGUUUCGUACUUCUGGUUCUUUGCUGCCUACACUGCCGCCAUCUCGUACGCGAUCCUUUACCACCGUCACGAGCUCGCGCACUCGUUCAAGUCGUUCUGGCGCUCGAUCCGCCGCUCCUUCCGCCGCACCAAGACUGAGGCCGAGGAGGAGGACGAGCUCAAGGAGAACCUCGCCGAGGACAUCCACUGGCGUCUCAUGAAGGCGUACCGCGAGGUCCCCGAGUGGUGGUACUUCAUCAUCCUCUGUCUUGCCCUUGUCCUCGGUAUGGUCGGUGUCGGUGUCUACCCCACCAACACCACUCCCGCUGUCGUCAUCUAUGGUGUCAUCAUGGCUCUCAUCUUCGUCGUCCCCCUUGGUCUUAUUACCGCCGUCACCGGUCUCCAGGUCACACUCAACGUGCUUGCUGAGUUCAUCGGUGGAGCUAUGGUCCCCGGUCAGGCUCUUGCCAUGAACUACUUCAAGAUGUACGGCUACAUUACGACUGCCCAGGCGCUCUACUUCUCGUCCGACCUCAAGCUCGCCCACUACACGAAGAUUGCCCCCCGCCACACCUUCAUUGCCCAGGUCGUCGCCACCCUCGUCUCCACCUUUGUGUGCACGUCGCUGUUCAACUUCCAAAUGUCGUUCCGUGACGUGUGCACGCCCAAGGCCGCGUUCCACUUCAGCUGCCCGGGAGAGCACACCUUCUUCACCGCCGCCGUGUUCUGGGGCACGAUCGGUCCCAAGCGUCUCUUCGGCAACAACGGAAACUACCGCUACCUCCUGAUCGGCUUCCCCGUCGGCCUGCUGCUGCCUGUCCUCACGUUCUUUGCGCAGAAGAAGUUCCCGCGCCAGCGCUGGCUCCGUCAGCUGCACCCUGUCAUGAUCACCAUCGGUGGUCUCUCGGGCGCUCCUUACAACAUUGGCUACAUCUGGCCCUCGGUCUGGCUCACGUGGCUGUCGUGGAUCUACAUCCGCAAACGCUACCUCGAGUUCUGGUCCAGGUACAACUACGUCCUCGCCGCCGCGUGGAGUGCCGCCAUUGCCAUUGCCGCCAUUGUCAUCUUCUUCGGCAUCAACAUUCCCGAAGUCGAGCUCAACUGGUGGGGCAACAACGCCGACGCGGACAGCUGCGACGGUGUAUGCACCCGCCUCGAGAUCCCCGCCAAGGGAUACUUUGGCCCCGACCCUGGUAACUUCAAGUGA